CGGCCACAAACGGAAGUGAUGUCAGAGUGCUGAAGAAGAUUGUCCCUCGGUGCAGAGCGUAGAUCCGCUCAAGUAUGUAACAUUAGCUGCAACAGCGCUAACAACUGGCACUCGGCUAAAAGCGUAAAGAAUCUGCUUCUUGCCAUUGAAACCUCGUGGGUGUAGUCAGGAAUUUCUAAAUUAAAUGUAAAUUAAUAUAUGAAACACUCCCCACUAGAAUACAGAGUAUCAAGUUAGAUUUCACGUUUUCUCAGCUCUGAAAUUUUCUUCGUGUCAAACAUGGUUAACGUACACAAGGGAGUCCUUGUUGAAUGUGACCCUGCCAUGAAACAGUUCCUUCUCUACCUGGAUGAAACCAUGGCCUUGGGAAAGAAAUUCAUCCUCAAGGACCUGGACGACACACAUCUCUUCAUCCUGGCAGAGGUGGUUCAGACCCUCCAGGAGAGAGUGGGCGAGUUGAUGGACCAGAAUUCAUUCCCGAUAACACAGAAGUGAAGAAUGGGUGUUCUUGGACUCCCAGACUGUUAAAGACUAUUUUGUAACUGCUGCAAUGUUUUAAAUGGACACUGUAAGAUGGCAUUUACUUUUGUAUUAUAAAUGUGAAGAAAUCAAGUAAAAGAUUACCCCACAUUUA
Cynoglossus semilaevis (tongue sole) is the source of this 634-nucleotide messenger RNA. It is a transcript of the gene gtf2h5, whose product is annotated as general transcription factor IIH, polypeptide 5. Lineage: Eukaryota; Metazoa; Chordata; Actinopteri; Pleuronectiformes; Cynoglossidae. The transcript has 2 exons. Gene Ontology annotation, cellular component: transcription factor TFIIH holo complex; transcription factor TFIIH core complex. The record is from RefSeq and is a predicted model, not a curated record. Gene Ontology annotation, biological process: nucleotide-excision repair; nucleotide-excision repair, preincision complex assembly; transcription by RNA polymerase II. Bases 280 to 495 code for a protein of 71 amino acids.